AUGGAAUUGGCCCAGAUGGAAACUCAAUAUACGCACGAUAAGAUUAUACUUUACGAAACCCUUGAGAAACUAAUACCACCUCCGGUGAUUCUUCAAGCUCCCGUUGGUGAUCACACCCAGGAGGAUUCCUUCUUCAAGUUAGAGAAAAUUAAAGCCCCGAAAUUCAAUGGGAAUAUUUCUAAAUGGAAUAAUUUUAAGGGCAUUUAUGGCAAACUUGUACACGACAACGCCAACUUAGCGAGCAUACAGAAAUUCUUUGUUCUUCACGCAUGCCUAGAAGGAGAAGCCUUUGAAUUGAUCGAAAAUAUCGACGUGACAUCAGAAAAUUACGCCUCAGCGUGGAAGCUCCUGAAUGAUCGGUAUGAUGAUGAGAGCAGACUGAUUUGGACUCAUCUCAAGGACUUAUUCAGUAUUAGAAAAAUGAAAAACGAGACGUCUGAUGAGGCACGCUUCAUGACCAGACCAUUCGUGCUCGCGAGGUACUCGCUAACUUGA
Messenger RNA from Diachasma alloeum, 495 nucleotides. RefSeq lists its product as uncharacterized. Lineage: Eukaryota; Metazoa; Arthropoda; Insecta; Hymenoptera; Braconidae. The record is from RefSeq and is a predicted model, not a curated record. The transcript has a single exon. Bases 1 to 495 code for a protein of 164 amino acids.